AUGUUGGACAAACCCAAUAAAGCUGAGAGUAAGAAAUUCAGUAAGGUUAAACUGAAGAAGAAAAAGAUUUAAGAGAAAACUCCAGUGCCUUCAAAGGUGAUCGAACAGAAGAAACAAGCUGGGGAAAUGUAA
Molecule: messenger RNA, 132 nt
Organism: Marmota flaviventris (yellow-bellied marmot)
Lineage: Eukaryota; Metazoa; Chordata; Mammalia; Rodentia; Sciuridae
Source: RefSeq, a predicted model, not a curated record